UUGUAAAAGUUAAGAGUAUGCAUAACCGUGUUGUUUGUAUGCAUAUACCUGAUGGGUAUUUUAUUUGCACUCACGCAGUUUAAAAUGGAAGAAGCACCAAAAAUACUUGUGACGGUUCUUCUAGAUGGCACAGAGAUUUGCAAGAAGCUCUUUCAGCUAAGGAGUGUUGCAGAAGUAAUUGACACCUGCAAGCGUCUAUUACCUUGUGUUGCAGAAUAUAAAAGAGUUUUAAAAUUCAAUGCUGAUUUCAAUGAAUAUAUUGAUAUAGACCUUGACGACAACAUCCAAAACUUGGACAAAUUUCAAGUUUUGUUUAAAUCAAUUAAGGUAAGUGGAACACACCUUUACUGUUUUAAUUACUGAAAUAAUCAUGAAAGCAUAUGCACAAAUGUAGACCUGCGGUUCAAGGGUUCCCGUGACCCACUAAUAAAUUCUUAAUGUCCACAGAAACCCGGAAAAUUUGUGUGGUUUGUGUGAAACCACUACAUAUUAUUGGCUAUGUGAGAAAAAACAGUCACAUAAGAAUAGCGACUAAACUAUCGCCACACAAAGAUAACAUGCUUUUCUAUUUAAGGGUGGACAACUGACUGCACAUGCAGAAGGUGCAAGUUAUCAACAGAAUGCAUGUUCAUCAUGUAAUAUUUUAAAGCUUGCACCAAAAAACAUACAUAAAGCUGCUCGAAGUUUUCAAGAAAAGCAUCAAUGUGAACCAAUUGAUGUAGACACACUGAAAGCUUUAAUUGAGAGGAAAAGUCCAAGUAUACAGAGUGAUUAUGAAGCUUCAGGAAUGCUCUCCGAGAUAUCAAGAAAACUUCUUGUGAAGAUAGCAGUCGGUGGGUUAGUGGAGAGAAGCGGAUUCUACCCUUCUAGUGAUGAGAAAUUGAUGUUGGCAAAAAGUGUGGUGACACUGUUCCCUUCCCUGAAGAUCAAGAUGGGGGAUACGAAUGAAGGAUUUGAGCAUUUCUAUGACCCAGUGUCUCACAGUGGCUUCAUUGAGAUUAAACUGAGGAAUCUACGGCGGAAUCUUCACGAUGAUCAGCGUCGCUAUCAUCGUAAACGCUUUCGGAUGAGUGACACGACUAAAAAAUCCAUCUCUCAUGAAAUGAGUGCUGAAGAGGAGGAGUCCACUCAGGUGUGGACAACUGUGAUCAAAUGGAUGAAACCGUCUCCAGAAAACCUCCCUACCAUCAAAGUGGGCAUGGAGAAAACAUACACCAGUCGCAGGUUAUGGAUUGCGAACAAGUCCCCAACCGUGAACGAGAUUUUUGAACAAUAUCCUCGUUUUGCAGACAUGCCGUAUUUGCUUGACACUGAAUUCGAGAAAAUGUUUCCUGGGAAGGGGGAACUCUUUCUUCUAAAAUGGGAAGGGAAUAUUGUUCCAAAGUUGUUAAAGAUGUCCUCAAUGAAAGAUCUUGCUGUCUUUGCAGCUCACAAUAGUUACAAUGAAUCAUGCUACAGAGCUCUUCAAAUCCUGACUGAAUUGCUUCCGCCCACUGCGUCAGGAAGAGGCAAAGGCUGGGCUAAAUGCAGUGUAAAGUCAGCCAUUACUUACCUUUUGGACAUCAAGCAGACUGGAACCAGCCUGCUGGAUCAUUCUCAACGAACUGUGGAAAACCAUCAACCCCACCUUGUCUGUUUGGGUUCCCCAAGUACGACAGCACAAUACAUCAUUGUGGCAGACAAUGACAAAGUCACCGUUCCUCUUGAAGAUAAUAAUCUGACAUGCGCCGUUGACAAGCUAUUCAAACUGUACUGGGUUUGCAACCUGACAUAUCCCCUUCAACUUACAUCGGUUUUUAAUUUUUUUGAAAAUGUUUAUGAAAUGCCUCUCUCUAGUGGGAGGAGAUCUAAAGUUGUGGAGCUCAUUUCAAAGCUUCAAGCACUUAUCUAAGCUAUAAACCACAAUGUACCAAUUUGUGGCAAGCAUAAAAAAUCCAUUUCAAAGGAAGCAUGGAAACUUACAGGUCAUCUCGGGCAUAAUUAUGCACUUUCUGAUGACAGGAUUAUGAUGCGAGAUGCAGUUGAAGAUGUAGUAACUACACAUGAUUUAUUUUAAAGACCAACUAUUUGUAAAUC
Molecule: messenger RNA, 2076 nt
Organism: Triplophysa dalaica
Lineage: Eukaryota; Metazoa; Chordata; Actinopteri; Cypriniformes; Nemacheilidae
Exons: 7
Coding region: 788-1891 (367 amino acids)
Source: RefSeq, a predicted model, not a curated record